GCGUUGAAUAAGGAAGAAAGAGGAAGCGAGCGGUUGCUCGGAGCCCGGGACGGUUUUGCCGAGGGCUGCUUUCGAACAGGCGGGGCGGUUUAGGUCGGGCGGGCUUGUGAGGAGAAGGUCACUCCUAGGUUACCUAAUGUCGUGUGGAAGGUUGGCUGCAAAAGAAGGAACGGGGGUUAAAAAUCCACGUGUUCCUUCCGUGCAAGGCUGGUAACUGCAGGGGGAAAAAAAGAACACGGGCUCUUGUGGUCCCUUGAGAACCAACAUUUAUUUGGGUAUAAGAUUUAGACGAUGGGAGCCCUAUUUUCCUGCAGUUUAUUUAGGGCAUUGCUUGCUUUAAAAACAUGUUCCAGUCAUCUUGUUGGCAAACGUGCUUUUAGCUACAAUUCCUCCCGAAUGGUCACGACCUUCGUGGAUUUACGAAUACGAGCGAUAGCAACAAACUCACGUUGGGUUCCUGUUGUAAUGUUUUAAAACUCGUAUAACCGGAGAGGCAGGGGAGCGUUGAAAGAACAAUAAAAGAAAGUAAAUAAAUAAAUAUAACACAAUAUUGUGGGAAGAAAUUCAACAGAAAUACUGUACUGAAUAAUAACGGCUCUCACAUUCCUUCAUCACGAUCCUUUCAAGUCUUAUUCGUUUUCUGCAGUUUCCAUUUGAUUCAAUCAAGCAUCUAGAAAAUGAGUGACAGUGAUGAUGAUGUCCCCCAACUUUCAUCUGAAGCUUUAGCUGCUCUCCAGGAGUUCUAUAUUGAACAACAGCAAAAAGAAGAAAUUAAAAUAAAAGAAGAAUCCAAUAACUAUUGUCUUGGCUCAAUAGAGGAGAACUGGCAACUGAGCCAGUUUUGGUAUGAUGAUGAAACUGCACAUUGGUUAGCUAAUGAAGCAAUAAGAGCAGCUGGAAGAGGUGGCAGGAUAGCAUGUAUUAGUGCACCCAGUGUUUAUCAAAAAUUGAAAGAACAGAAUAGUAAAGAUUUUUCAACAUAUCUCUUGGAAUAUGACAAAAGAUUUUCUGUGUAUGGUGCUGAAUACGUUUUCUAUGAUUACAACAAUCCUUUGGAUCUUCCGGCCAAUCUUGUGGCACACAGCUUUGACAUCAUCCUAGCAGAUCCACCUUAUCUUUCUGAAGAAUGUCUUAGUAAAACAGCAGAAACUAUAAAAUAUUUAACAAAAGGAAAAAUCCUACUUUGUACAGGAUCAAUUAUGGAAGAAUAUGCUGCGAAGUAUCUUGGAGUGAAAAUGUGUACAUUUAUUCCGAAACAUACUCGAAACUUAGCUAAUGAAUUUCGAUGUUAUGUGAAUCAUGAUUCUGGACUAGAUUCUGAUUCUGUCUCUUGAUAAAUAUAAAAAAAAUUUGGCAAACUGUUUUAGUCUGGAGCAUUGUUCCUUUUGUGGUGAUGAGAACAUGUUUUUUAAUAAUACACUUUUUUGUUUUGUGUAAAUAGAAUAUGACCACUUCUGUUACUUUUAACAGGACGUUUGAGCCAUGAUAAAAGAGUUGUGAUACCACACAUAAUAUAAUAUGCAGAGUUGCGAGGCCUGCAUUAGAAGAGAGGUAGAAAAAGUAAAUGGCUUGGUACACCAGACAGAAGUAAGAUAAGUUCAGGUACCAUCUCAAUUUGGGGAGUGAGGGAAACAGUUGCUCCCCCCCCAAAAAAAGCAAUUUUUUAAAAAAGGAUCUAAGAUGGAUGGAGGCAGGCAGACAGAGGAUACCAGGAGCUCAAAGCACACUAAUCCUACCCAAAAGGAAUUACUGUAGCAAAGGCCAUUCUAUAGAUUCUAAAUUUCCACCCACCUUGUACAUUUUGAUUGGCUGCUAAUGGCUGUCAUGCCAACAUUAUUGGAUGAAAACCUUUUACAUACCAUUUGUGUGUCCCUUUCUUUCAUAAAAAUCAUUCAUCUUUAAAAAGCUCCCUUUCAGCAUUCAGUGAAAGAACACAGAAAACAUGAAAGGGCCGUGGGGGCUUUCCUUUCCACAAAGACAUUUUAUAUCCUGCAACCAAACUGACAAAUCUGUUCCUUCUCUUGUUCUAUUUAUAUGUUCUGUCAUAAAAACCAAGGUUGAAAACAAAUAUAUUAUUUCAGCUACUUUUGUGAGUAAAAAUUGGUUUGAACUCAGGAUGAGUUCCAACACUCUCUCUUAUGCCAUAUUAACAUAUUUCAUAUGCUCUUCCUUUGGAAGUUUGUUAGCUUGGUACUAAUCAGUAUUCAAUUUUCAAGCCUCCCUCCCCCACUCUGUGUGACGCUGGUACUUAACUAUCAUUUUUGUGGAUUAAUUACACAUAGCAGGGCUUUGUCCCUCAGUUAUUUUCUUGAUGCCUACAAGAAAAUAGGCAUCAAAUUAACAUUGCCAAUACUCUACAUGCAUUAAAUUUGAAAAUAUUGUUUGAAUUAUCAGAGUGGUUGGAUAGACCAGAUGGGCGGGAUACAAAACAAACAAACAAACAAACAAACAAACAAAUAAAUUAUGUUUUAUCCCCUAAAUAAAAACUUCCUUAAUUUUAAUGCACGUAGAAAUAUACUAGUGCUUACAUGUUUGCAUACUUAAUGCAAUUUCCUGUUUCCUUUUUGUAACAAAAUGUAAAUUUGGUCUAUAGUAAAAUAUUGCUAUUCUUAGAGGGGGGAAAAACAU
Molecule: messenger RNA, 2628 nt
Organism: Pogona vitticeps (central bearded dragon)
Lineage: Eukaryota; Metazoa; Chordata; Lepidosauria; Squamata; Agamidae
Source: RefSeq, a predicted model, not a curated record